Messenger RNA from Dermacentor andersoni, 4446 nucleotides. The record is from RefSeq and is a predicted model, not a curated record. NCBI's taxonomy places the organism in Eukaryota, Metazoa, Arthropoda, Arachnida, Ixodida, Ixodidae.
AACGGCGGUGGUUGCGGCCGUCGACGCUCCCGCCGCCGCCGCCAGAGCGAGCUCCCGUCUGCGCCGCGCGCUGUUGGAGUGGCGCGCCGCUUCGAAGAGGAGCCGACACGCUUCGCGCCAUGGCGCCGUCGCGGGCUACGCUCCGAGUUCGGCCCCCGCCGGCGGGUUUCGCCGAUGCGGCGACUGUGGUGACCGCGGUGCUCGUGGUGGCCUGUGCGUUGAGCGCGAGGCCCGCGCUCGUCAGCGGAUACCUGCAGGACGACGAGACACCAGAGGAAGUAUUUGGCCUGGCGGGUGGCGAGGUAUCCCUUCCCUGUGGCAGCUCGCAGUUCCCAGGCCUAGCUGCGGACGACGAGCCCAUCCUGGUGUUGUGGUUCCGUGAGGGAUCGGCCACGCCCAUCCUCAGUGCCGAUGCGCGUCGCGGUGGCGGACUUGCCAACGCCAAGGUGUGGAAGGACGACGCGUGGGAGGCCCGCUUCACGCUCCGUCCCGUGGGCCUGGUGCUUCCCUCGGUGCGGGCCGACCAGCAAGGGGUGUACGUGUGCCGCGUCGACUUCCGCCAGGCGCAGACGCUCAACCGGCUGGUGCGCCUCACGGUGAUCGUGCCGCCCCGCGUCGUCAUCAUCCGCGACAGCCGGGGACGGCCGCUCAACGGAAGCGUCACCGCCAUCGACGGCCAGUCGCUGUCGCUGCUCUGCACGGCGCCCGGAGGUCGUCCUCCGGCUACACUGUCCUGGUGGCGUGAAAGCCACCGCCUGGAAGACGUGCUCGUCCCGGGCGGCGACGGCACCGGCGACGCGGCCAGCCAACUCGCCGUGGGGCCCCUCGGCCGCCGAGACCUGCACGCGCAGCUCGUCUGCCGAGCCUCGAACAACAACAUCUCCGAGCCGCUCAGCGCAUCGGUCGUCAUUGACCUCAUAUUGGGUCCCACCAGCGUGUCCAUUGUGGGCGGGACGCACUCGCUGGAAGCCGGUCGGCCCGGUCAGCUGCGCUGCGUGUCCUCCGGUUCGAGGCCUCCCGCGCAGAUCUCAUGGUGGAAGGGGAGCCAGCGAUUGCCCGCCACCACGACCACCACCGAGGCCGGCGGUGCCAUCGACGGGCCGGCUUCCAGCAGCACGCUGACGCUAACCCCUUCGGUGGAAGACGACGGCCGACAGAUCACGUGCCGGGCGUUCAACGAGCGCCUGCCGCAAGCCACCGUCGAGGACGUCGCCACCAUUCGGGUCCUCUAUAAGCCGCAGCUGGUGGUGAGGCUGGGCAACCGUCUUCGCCAGAGCAGCAUCCUCGAGAACCACGACGUGUACCUCGAGUGCAGCGUGGCCGCCAACCCGGCCGUAAGCGAGAUCAGCUGGCUGUUCGAAGGCCGAGACCUGCAGACCAACACGUCCGCAGGCAUCAUCAUCAGCAACCGCUCACUCGUCCUGCAGAAGGUGGGUCGCAGAGCCCGCGGCCACUACCACUGCGUGGCGGCCAACAGCCUGGGCCAAUCGCGCAGCGAGCCGCUCUUCCUGCGCGUCCAAUUCGCCCCCGUGUGCCACGAGUCGCAGAAGCUGAUCUACGGAGCGGCCAGGCACGAGCCGCUGCAGGCAAGCUGCAUACGCGCCGUGCCCGUUUCCUUGGCAUCCUUGCAGUGUUCCUACGCGAUGAGUGUCUGCUGCGACUGCCUCGGAAUAACGAAACAAAAGAAGAGGGUGACAUGUGACGUGGACGCGGAUCCUCCGGAAGUGACCUUCCACUGGCACCUAAACCAUUCCAUGGAGACCGCGAUACCACAUAGCAUGCAGGGUGCCACGCGUUCGGUUGCGACAUUCAUCGCUCGCUCCGAGGCCGACUACGGGGCGCUGAGCUGCGAGGCACGAAACUCCGUGGGACCCCAGCGGCGGCCCUGCCUGUUCAGCGUCGUGCCGGCCGGCCCACCCGAGCCGCCGGGUCUCUGCGCACUCGCAAACCAGACCGAAGAGGCGUUCCAGGUCCGCUGUAUCGAGGGCCACCACGGGGGCCUUCCUCAACAUUUCGUCCUCGAGAUCCACGAUAGCGGCGGCCGCUUCCGUGGAAACGUGACCUCCCCCGUGCCAUAUUUCGAGGUGUCGGACCUCCCGUCUGGCAGCGAGUUCGUGCUGGUGGUUUACGCAGCCAACGGUAAGGGUCGCAGUCCGCCAGUGCUGCUCACGGCGGCCACGCUACCGGCUGCGGCCGAAAGUCUUCUGCACCAAGGACCCGAUGCCUCGUGGCAGAUCAAGUUCAGCCCCGUGCUGGCAGUGCUGAUGGCGCUGGUGCUGGGCUUUGCGCUACUCGCCUUCGUGGUGGUGGCUGCCGUGCGCCUUUGGAGCAGGCACAGCUUCCACAAAGACGCUAACGGUGCUCCGUGCCCCGGAGGUAUGAAUGUAGGUGCGGUUUGGCUUGCAGGGAGCAAGAUGCCCAGUCCGGAUGAAAGGUCCUGGAUACCUCCCGCACCGGAUGUAGUUGACAGGAUACAGGUUUCUCCAAAAAAUGAAACCACGGAAAUGGACACGUUCGUGUCGGCCAAGGGGCUGUGCAUGGCGACGCUAGACCAGGACCAGAGCGUCAUCAACACCUUCAUGCAGCGGUGAUCUACGACCGGGCCGCGUUGCGUGCGCCCCACUCUCUCACCUGUACAGCAGAGGCGCUCGCGACCGGCUGCAUUCCUCGUGCAAAAGCACGCCGUCAUCGCCAGGCAAUGUUCACACUGCCUCAUUUCGUCGCGGGAAUGUCUCAACAAUUGUGGUGCUGUUUUUAGUGUAUGAGACCACGUGUGACUGCGUAUGAGGACGUUCGCAAGGUGCAAGAGACGAAGACGGCGCUGCAAAAAACGUCAUCGUGGACUCACGCGCGUGGUGUGACACGCAGGAACACAAACACUCUUGCAGGUCACUCGAGAUUUGGGAACGCUCACCUCGUGCAAGUUUCGUGUCGACUUGCUAGCCGGCUUGGCUCCGUGGACGGUGUCUUGGAACACUGAAUGUAGUACUUUGAAGUGUUUCGGUUGUGUAGCGACCGUGUCCUUGUACCGGCCGGGGCGAAUUGUUUCACGCGUUAUCGCUCUGUCGUAACCGCGAAGGAUGUGAUCUCCCACAAGUGACCGUAAGUUCUGUGCUUCGGGGAACUUGCAGCUGCCUAGUCAAGUGUUAGUCGAAUUAAAGUACCGACAGAAAAAAAAUACGCCUGGGCGCUUCUGCGACGCUGCGAAAGUUUUUUGAUUAUGACAUUGAAAUUUUGGAUCUAUCAGGGACGUCUUUCUGUUUUCCGAGCUGUCUCAGGUCGUCCUGAUUCUUCUCGAUAGUUUUCUGAAAAUUCCAUAGAUUAAUUGGAAGCUCCAUGGAUUCUGUGAAAUAACAGUAAUUGUUUCUGGGAUGUGUUUAAUAGAUUCGCAAAGAAAAGGUACUCGUAAGGUCUGACUUGUACCACACGAUUGCUCACAUUUAUAAUGUAGUUCAUCGAAAUGUGUAUUAAACUGUUGAAUGGCGCAUGCGCCGUGUGUUGACAACAAUUUAAAUUGGCUUGCGGAAAAUGCUCUAUGUGCUUUCUUUAUAACGUGUGUAAGCGUCUCGAUUAGUUUUAUUCUGGGGACAUAACUUGUGUUGUUUCGUAAAUUUGUUCAAGCGAAUAUUCUCGAUCAAAGUGAGCUCUUCGAGCUUUAUGAUGUAAUGGAAUGACAUUUACACUUCCAUAACAUCAGGUAAAAUACGAGAGAAAGUGGCAAAACACGUCAUGAAAAAUUUUCUGUAUCGUACAGGUAAGUUUUCUUUUUGUCUGUGUGAUGUGUAAAUUUCUGUCGUAGAGAUUGAAUGAUCAUGCUUUGAAAUGUUCUGGCACUUUUUAAUAUCAAGUUGCUCGCGUUCCCGCGAUGCAAGUAUUGUCCAUUUUCGAGGUUCCGUGUGUACUAUAUCGCAAUUAGUGCUUGAAGUGGUGCUUUCUGAGUUGUUGUCGGUUGUUUUGUUGAUGUUUGAACUCUCGUUUCAGUAAGAGCAGCAGGCUCCUUGAAACAAGCCACAGCAUAGGCCACGUGUUUGCAAUAACAAAAAGCAUCUAACUAGCGUUUUGGAAAGGCUACAAGCCUGUUAAUUUACGAAAGUUUGUUCGUUACGCUCACAGAGGUUGUUUGGCUGGCUACACACGUAAUGGAACAUUGACGUGCGCACGUGCUGCAAUUAUAGAGUGACUAAGCGUGUUUUAGCCUCUUUGCAACGUAGCAUGAUCUCUAGUAAAAUAAUUCAAGGGGCCUGCUUAAGAUGUAUUUUUCAUUCGACGGAAAUUGCACGCUGAAAUAUUGCGGUCACUGGCCAGUUGUCUAAACAAUAACAAUUAACGGCUUCAGUUGUGCGAUGACUCUAUUUCGAUCAGAUGCUGUUUGAAUUCCACUGCAAAAGAUGACUAAGAUAUAUAGAAGUGUAAAUAAUGUGAAUAAAAGGAUCAUGAAAACCCGAA